AUGGCCGCCGCCGCCGACUCCUCGUCCGCCUCUGACGCGCAUUCCACUCGGUUGCGUGGAAACAACCGCAACCUCUCAUCACCCUGGUCUCACGUCGUCCGUGGAGAACCUGAGUCGACCCCUGGCACUGACUGCCCGUCGUCCCCAGCCGCGGCGACGGAGAGGAUGGCGGCGCCGGGGGAACAGUUCGACCCCUCCCCGCCCAGGUCCGUCGAUUCGGUCAGUCCUCCAGAGGCCGGAGCGUCCGAUGCAUCCAUUAGUCCACCUCCACCGCCGUCAUCCUAUAGCGGGGACCAUGGGGCCAGCGGCAAUGCAUCUGCGCCGUCACGGGAGAAGAAGUCACCAUGGAGCGCACCUUCUAACGGUUUAACUGAGGUGGAACCAGUGAUGGGGGCCGUCUCCUGGCCUGCACUCUCCGAGGCUACCAAGAACUUCAGUAAGCCGUCGUCCUCUGAUUCGCUGAAGGCGCUUCCUGACGGAUCGGUCCCUGCGCAUUUGGUGCGAUCUCUGAUUCAGUUUGUCUAGAAACUCUUUUCGUGGAAAAUUAGACUGAUAUUGAUGUUUGAUACACCUCAAUCGUUCCCUACAUCUCGUUGCUUAUUUUAUUUUUUGGCAUUUAGGCACCUAUGGCUGCAUCACCUUCCGGGAAAGCCACUUCUAACAACACUAACUCUAAUAUCUCUGCGAACUACGGACGCCAGAAAUCCACAAAACGUGCCGGUGGCAAUGGUUCUGGAAACACGAUCCCUAGCAAGGGCGGUGUUACGAUUGCUAACGGCAGGCCGGUGCCACCUCUGCUAUCACCAACUUCAGCGGAGGCAUCUCAGGGUAAAGUGGUGUCCUCCGAACCAUCUACAAGAGACUUAAGCAACAGGAGCAGCAGUAGCUGGGAUCAUGGAUCCAGGAGCGGUGGGUUCUCCCCACAGCCGCAGGGGGGAAAUGAGCAUCAUAGGAAUCAUGGUAGUAGCAGGAGGGGAAACGGUGGUGGGGGCGGGUCUCACCAUAAUUUUGGGAACCGCCGUGAUCAGGAUCGUGGUGGCUAUGAUUGGAAUCAGCGCUCUUUUAGUGGUAACAGAGAUGCUCACAUGCAGCAGCGGCAACAACCAAGGGGCAUGGCAAGGCCUUUCAUCCAGCCACCACCACUUGUUCCAGCUCCCUUUAUUCCUCCCCCUCCUCGUGUAAGUCCUUUCGGGAGUCCCAUUGGAUAUCACGGUAAGCACUUUAUCUUCUUAAUGCUGAUAAUUUUCAUGGUUUUUAUCAAAGUAAUACCUUGACAACCUGUAUUCAUUUCCAGAGAUCCCCUCACCUGUAUUUUAUAUUCCAACACCUCCCCAUGAAACCAUGAGGGGCAUACCCUUUGUUGCCCCAUCUGCGGUGUAUUUUGCAGCACCAGAUCCGCACUUGCCAAUGAUGGUAUCCAAGCAAAUAGAUUAUUACUUCAGGUUUGUUUUUACCCACUGUUUUCUGUCAUCUUUACUCAUGUUCUAAUCACCUGGAGGAUUUACCCGUUGUAACAUCAUUGUUGUAGUCCGGAAAAUUUAUGUAGAGACACAUACUUGCGGCAAAACAUGGACGAAGAGGGUUGGGUUCCCAUUUCUUUGAUUGCAAGUUUUAACAGAGUAUGCCAUUUCUGCCUAUCUUGAUUCUACUUGUUUUGCCUUUGAUGCCCAGUUAUUUUAUACUUCUUUUAUUGAUUUUGAUUUCACUUUUUCUGUUGAAAUGAAGUCAUAUAUUUGAGUCUUAUGCACUAGCCAAUUACGUCUCCUUUUGCGGCUUUAUAGUUGAUUCCCCCAUCAUACUUCCAUCUCAACAUAACAUGAUUCUUUGCUCAUGCAAUCAAUUUUUCAACUGAUCAGAUGCAUGCUGUCUGAAUCCAUAGGCCCAAAUACUUAUUGUCUGCAUUUUUCAGUAAUGUGGCUGGCACUAUGUGCUCGCAUCAUUUUGUGGAUUUUUAUUUUCGUUAUCCACUCUACAUUUUCGGUUUGUGUUGGGGUUUUAAUAAAAAAAAUUCUUGUGAAGGCCACUCUUAUUUGAUAUUUAUGUCUACUUUUUAUCUUAGCUUACUUUCUCAAAUUAUAGCUGCCCUUUUAUUGUUCCUUUGAUAUUUAGGACUGGUGUGCUUGUCACCUGUUUGCAAGUGUAUGUGUGUUUACUUGUUAUCUUAUCGUACUUUCUCAAAUUAUAGCUGCCCUUUUAUCGUUCCUUUUAUAUUUCAGGACUUAAUUAUGAAUUUUUUGAUUGAUUUAUCUUAUGAUUUUCUUGUUUUUCCAAUGGAAUUUCAGUCAUUUGGUAGAGUUGGCUGAGUUGUUUGCUUAUGGAACUGAACUGUUUGUUGUGACAAAGGUCGGCUGCCCCAGGAUUGCAGUGGGAUAGGAAGUAGGAAAAAAAAUCCAAGUCAGACCAUGCUGACUCAAUCAGGAAUGAGCUUACCUGCACGAGGCCGUUUGCCUUGACAGUUGUUAAACAUAUUAAUCUAAUUUCUUCAGAGUGAGCGAGCUUCUUACAUAUGUCUGUCACGCAAAUGAUUCAACUUCCUUUAAACCUAUUUAGGCCCAGGUUCCUAAGAGUUUAGUCAUGGACUACCAUCCAUAAAAGGCCCUGAUGUGAUAAUGCCGACUCAUUCUUCCCGUUUUCUGUCCAUGUAAGAUUUCGGGAACUGGCUAGUUCUUAGUGAGAACUGUGGAGCUACGUUUCUAAACCAUAAACUUGUUGCCUUGAAAUGGCAGACUCGAGCCUUUGAAAAAUCUGAUCUCAACAUCCACACACUUAAUGUACUGAAGGGAAGGGGAUAAUUCGGUUCAAUUUUUAUUUAUUUGUCAUUACUGUCCAAGUUGCCUAUUCUCUUCUUUACAUUUCGUUUGGUAAUAAGAACAGUAGAGCGGGCAUAAAAGCAUUUUGAUGCUGGAGAGAAAUGUUGGAUCGUACUAAUUUUUCUACAAUUUAGAUCGAUUCGUUCUGAUUCGGAUCCUCAUAAUCGACUUGAAACCAUAUGUUUUCUUUGGAAGACUUUCAACUAUUUGACUUGGCGCAUCCUAAUGUGCAUCAAAGGUCAAUCCUACCAUUAUCACAGCCUUACCAUAAUUGUCAUUCCCGAUUCUCCUAUCUACCUAACUUCUGGGUUCAAAUAUCCCAGCAAACACUCUGUGGUCAAUGAAAAAUAGUCAACGACUAAGUCAUUCUAUCUUGAUGCUCCUCAAGGUGAAGCCCCACCUUUUUUGGAAAAAGGCUUAGGUCUGAAAUUUGGAAAGGAAAACUGGUAGCAUUUUUUUCCAUAGGAUGAGAUAAUAUUUGACGUCCCAGUCUCAGAUUUAGUGAUUAUAUAUUUAAUGAAGAUUGGGAAUCCUUAAGUAUGGUCUCCCUGCUGUCUUUAACUUUACCAUACAAAGGUUGUCACACUUCUUUCACUUUAUUUUACAAAUAUUGUGGAAUUGAACGAUGUCCUUUGUGAUUCUGAUUGUUAGCUUGUUCUUUGUUUCUCUUGUUUUGUAUAAGUUUUCUGUACAUUUAGAUUGGAGUAUGCAGGUAAUUUAUUGUUAAAUAUUUGUAUCUUUACGUGGAAUAAAUUAAAUUCGCUUCGAAGUUGUUUUAUGCGUCUAUCAUAGGAAGCAAAGAUUGUCAUCAUUUUUCUCCUGACUUAUUGCAUUAGAUACUCUGCCUAAGAGUAUAUUACAAAUUAAUUUAUUUUGUUGAACCUACAUUUUUUUAUCUAUAUCAAAAGUUUAAAGUAGUAAACUACCUUUUGUUUGUUACUUAUUGUACUCUUGAUCUUGAAGUUUAAAGUCGAAAAAGGUAAAUCUUGUUGUUUGCCUUUAUUCUGGGCAACCUUCAGGGAAAAAACCCAAAUCAUUGUUAAUAUUUUCUUACAAAUCAUUGUUAAUAUUUUGUCAAAUUACCUUUAGUUACUCAUUGCUCGAGAGCAUUUUAUUUCUGGUGUUGAGCCCAACCAUUUGCACCCCAGUAGAUCCUGGGUUAGGGAAAAUUCUGUGGUAUUCUUCCAAGUCUGGAUUUGUUCAACCAUUUAAUUUUUAAAUGGUAAGGCAUUCCCAUAGCUAACCCAAAGAUACAAGACAUCUUCCACAGUAUCGUAUUUUCUUUUAUUUUUUUCAAUACACCAUUUAUUUUUGUUUUAUCAGUGGUUUUUCAUUGUUAUGAGGGUACCCAUUCGUUUUGCCAUUGGUGGAUUGCAUAGUCUUACUUCUCACUUUAUUUUCGAUUAUACUUCACGUUUUGUGUGAAAACCAAAAAUGAUCUCUGCUGCUGACUCCUUGCUAAUUACGAUUUCCUGGGAUACGGACAUGUGUGUCAGAUGAUGGACAAGAAUGUGACUUGGUGAGCCCAAUUAUGGCCUGGAUUUGUCUUGUUUUGUACAUAGACCCAGGAACUUAUCUUGCCUAGUUGGCUAGUUCUGUGGUUAGCAUGGGGCUUGGUCUCUAAGCAGUUAAUAUGACUAGCAUGUGACCUUUAGUACCAAUGUGGGAAGGGGUUAAAUGGUUUAAAGAGAACGAAGGUUUCCUCUGCGGCAUAUUUAGAAUCUUUUGGAGGCUGCUUGAUAUAGAUUUUCGUUAGACCCUUCUAAAUCUUUAUUUUUAUUUUUAUUUUUUCUUGUAAAAUUAUUGAGACCUGUCUCCUGUUUCUUCUUCAGAGUUUUAUAUCCUUUAUUAUCUCCAUCUUAUUAUUGGCAUUAUUGGAGAUCCCAUUCAACAAAUCUUUUCCAAUUCGCAUCAUGAGAAUUGGCAUUGACUUGAAUGUUGGACAUGUCAAAUGUUCUUGAGUUAAUACCAGGGACCUGGGAUAGUUGACUGACUAUGUUCAGUGCUGGAGAAGAUGGUUAUUUGUUGGCCAGAAUUUAGCGGCCUACUGCUUCUGUAAUUUUGUUCCUCUCUCAGUAUUGGCAUGAUAAUCAGCUUUUUUGGCUGAGGUACUAAAAGUUGCCCUUACCUGGGAAAACUUUGUUGGGAUUUUUUUCCAAGAGAGAGAUGUCACCACUGCCAGUGGUGCCUAAAGAAAGAAAUAGCUGUCUUUAGAUUUUAUUUUUACCAAGUUUGGGAGUGAGGGAGUCCAAGACUAGAGAAAGUUCCCACCUGACGGUGAGUUUUUUUGGCUAAAGGAAACUUUUUCUUUAAACUAAGCUUGUUUACAUAGUUUAUGUGUAAUCAUGUACUGCAUGUCAUUCUUCGUUGAGAUGUUUUUUUAAGAGAACCUAGUUUCAUUGAAUCUCGUUUAUCGACAAAAGAUCCAUUUCUUAUGCCUCUUUGUCCCCGGAUACGAACUCGUGGACGCCAUUGAUCCCCAUUGAGCUGAACCUCCUAUGGUUUGAUCCCCGCUUACAGCAAUCUAAGGUACUCAAGGGGUAGGGUCUCCCAUUUCGCUUUACCAGCAUUCGAGAAACUCUGAGUGCAGGCUGUCUUCAUUCUUACAGACAGACAAGAUUGGUGUAAAGACCAUGGUCGAUAGGAAAACAGCCCAGUGCGUACAGUAAGGUUCCGCUCUGUAAGCAAUCACUCGAGGGUAAAGCCACUACGUCUUUAGUUUUGGACAUUUCUAACAUUAUCAACACUGAUAGCAUACGCAAGACUUGGCUAUCUAUCGGCUCAUGUACACUUUUUAUUUGCCAAAUCUUAAUGCAAACCUGUGGCUGGAUCAGUGAAGAUGGGGGUGGAAGAGAAAUGUGAGAAGAAUUGGAAAGGGAGUACGAUAAUAAGGGAGACAGAAGAGAACUUAAGGGAAGAACCAGCAGAUUUCUAUUUCAUCAGAUAUUGCCUCUUCGUUGACUGGCAAUUGGUGUUUAUGUACGGUCUAAAAGAAUCCCGUAAGUCAGCUUUUUUGGAAAUCCUGACUACAAUUAUUCUAUGAAAAACAACCAUUAUACCUCGAUAAGGUAUCUUAUGAAGACUACUAACAACAGUAUUGUGGGUUGAGCAGACGACGCUGUUGGAGGGGGGAGAUGGGACAUUAAUACCCAAUCUACCGUCUUAUUUUGCUUCUGUCAUUGCUUCUUCCAUGGGAAAUAGGAUCAAAUAGGUUCUUAUUUUCUCUGUCUAACUAAUGGGUAUUUGUCAGGGGAGUCCAACAUCAUGUCUUGUAAGUAAUAUCGUCAUAUUUGAGACUUGGUGACUCGGUUUCAUAUUGAAGCACCUGAAUUCAAAGGAGAACAUACGUGGAGAGAAUCUUCUGUAGUGUGAGAUAUUCAUGAUAAAUAAUGAUAAAAAAAACUUUUAGACCCCUUGGUAUUUCCAUCUCAUGCGUUUUGUUGGAUCUGCUUAGAAUCUGCUCUUGGUUUAUUAAGCUGUCUUGACCUUUGCACACGUUUCUUAUUCAUGUGUCAUGUGGCCAAGAAGGAUAAUAAAGUCAAAGGAUAUUCAUCCCUGUAUUUCAUCUAUCGCUGCAGUUUCAUGCACGAAGAUUUUACUUCACGUUUUAGUUUUUAACAUGGCGUUUUUUUGCCACGUGUUUUAAUUUUUUUCUAAUCAAUGGGACUGUUAUAAUGGCCACAUUUGAUAUUUAUUAUACUCCUUUAAAAUAAAAGUUGUUUUAUUGUCAGUAUCAUGGUUUUUCUGGAAGAAAAGCAAACCUGAUUAUAAUCACAAUCAUCUGUGGUACACAUUUUCCCUGUACAGUCUCCCUCCAUGGUGGACGCUGGUGGAGUGCUGAAUCCAGGGCCUUCUUUCUGAUUAUAAUCACAAUCAUCUGAUGACCGAUGAGAAUAUGAAAAUUGUGUUGGCUUCUGAAAAUCGUCCUAGCAGAUGUUGUAGAGAUGAAGUUUUUCUUCAAAACAAGAAUGUGGCAACUGACGGGAAGGUUGGCUUCCAAAACAAGGAAGCUCUCCCUCCACCUUUCCUGUUGCAUGCACUGCACACAAUUCCACAUAGACCCGUUGACCCGCAAUAAAAUCUACAGUCUGUCAGGCUUAGAAGUUUAUUAUUUCUCACUCCAUUUAAACUGUUUCCUAAUCGACAAAGCCUGUAUACACUUAGCUCCUAUCUACGGUAAGACUUGUGUUUGCCUCUCCAUUCUCAUUGAAAUAGUUCGUGGUGAUGAACUCUUUCAGCUGAAUUUAUAUAUAUCAUUAAUAACCUAUUAUUUGCUAAUCACAAGACUUGUUUGACAACAGAUAUAGUCCUAGAUUAUAUCUUUAUUUAUGCGAUUUUCUAUACAACUGAAUUUUUUUUUCUGUUUAGUUUGUGAUUUAUUUAUGUUCGUCAGAUGAAUUAUCCAUGCGGUCCUUUCCUUGCAGGUUAAAAUUCUCACGGACAAUAUCCAAUUCAUUCUCGAGACACUGAGAACUUCAACUGUAGUUGAAGUACAGGUACAACUCACCAAUCAGAUGCCUCUGCUGCUCCUUUCUUAUCUUCCCACCCAACAUGUCAUCCGUCCAAUUCUAUGCAUUCUAAUUCAUCUUCAUUUCUGUAAGAUUCAUUAGUUAUACGUUCAAUAAUAUGGUUCUAUCCGGCAUCAACAUUAUCUUUGUCAUGAUUGCCACCCGUUUCCUUUCCUCAUCUCUCUGUCUGCAGGAUGGCAAGGUCAGGAGGCGCAAUGACUGGAUGAACUGGCCGCCAUUAACCCCCGGAGCCAGCUCACUUCACGCGCCAGAGUCACCCAACCCAGACGCUCUUGCUGCCCGUGUGAGAAAUAUGGGCCUGGAGGACGGGCUUUCAACCCAGAACGCCGCCCCGUGGGUGGCUCCUCCGGCCGCCACCCUCAGCGCAAUGCGAGGGGAGAUGAACAGCAGCGGCCCUCCAGAUGCUGGGCCCGCACAUGGUGCGGAUCGAGAUGAGCCUGAGCUCUCCCCUCCGCAAGAGACCUAA
Messenger RNA from Spirodela intermedia, 7805 nucleotides. The record is from the annotation of a GenBank genome assembly. NCBI's taxonomy places the organism in Eukaryota, Viridiplantae, Streptophyta, Magnoliopsida, Alismatales, Araceae.